Molecule: messenger RNA, 1797 nt
Organism: Yamadazyma jaroonii
Lineage: Eukaryota; Fungi; Ascomycota; Pichiomycetes; Serinales; Debaryomycetaceae
Source: the annotation of a GenBank genome assembly
AUGGGAAGAAGAGCAAAGAAUAAACAAGGAUUACCACCAAGUUUGGAUGAAUUUCAAGCCAAGAAGGAUAGAAAGGAUAAGAAGUUGGAAAAGAGAAAGAGAGAAGAAAAAGAAGUAGUUGAAAAGGCCAAGAAACCUAAAAAAGUAGUUAAACCACAAUCUGAUGAAGAAGAAGAAGUAUUUGAAGAUGCUGAGGUUGAUACAGCUAAGAAAUCCUUAUUCGAUGAUUCUGAUGAAGAACAAGUUGGUGAAACCUUAGAAGACUUUGAAGGAGAAUUAGAUGACGAAUUCGAUCAAGAAGAAUUCGAUCAAGAAUUUGAUUCUGACGAAGAAGGUAGAGAAAGACCAAUGUUUUCUGAUGAUGAUGAAGAUGAAGAAAACUUAAAUGCUGUUAACAUGGAAGCUUUAUCCAGAAGAUUAGAUGAAGAAGAAGAACUUGAAGCUGAAGAAGCUGAAGCUGAAUUAGUAGAUCAAUCAAAUCAACCAAGAGCUAAAAUCUUACCUAGUGAAGAAGAAGAAGCUUUAAUGUCUAAAGGACCUCAAGACGUUACUAUGGUUAGGACGAGGAUGAUCGAAGUUGUUAAAGUCUUAGAAAACUUCAAAGAAUUGGCCGAAGAAGGGAAAUCUCGUACUGAAUACAUUUCAAGAUUAAUUAAAGAUAUUUGUGAAUAUUUCGGAUACAAUGAAUUCUUAGCUGAAAAAUUAUUCAAUCAAUUUUCACCAUCUGAAGCUAUGGAAUUCUUUGAAGCUAAUGAAAUUGCUAGACCUAUCACUAUUAGAACCAAUACUUUAAAAACCAGAAGAAGAGAUUUAGCUCAAACUUUAGUUAAUAGAGGGGUUAAUUUACAACCUAUUGGAUCAUGGACUAAAGUAGGUUUACAAGUGUUCGAUUCUCAAGUUCCUAUUGGUGCUACCCCUGAAUAUUUAGCAGGUAAUUAUAUCUUACAAGCAGCAUCAUCAUUUUUACCUGUUAUGGCAUUAGAUCCUCAAGAAGGUGAAAGAAUUUUAGAUAUGGCUGCCGCUCCUGGUGGUAAAACCACUUAUAUUUCAGCUUUAAUGAAAAAUACCGGUUGUGUUUUUGCUAAUGAUGCCAAUAAAGCUAGAACCAAAUCUUUAAUUGCUAACAUUCAUAGAUUAGGUUGUAAGAAUACUAUUGUAUGUAAUUAUGAUGCUAGAGAGUUCCCUAAAGUUAUUGGAGGUUUUGAUAGAAUCUUAUUAGAUGCUCCAUGUUCAGGUACCGGUGUGAUUGCCAAAGAUGAAGCUGUUAAAGUUAACAAGACCGAAAAGGAUUUCAUUCAAAUUCCUCAUUUACAAAAACAAUUGUUAUUAUCAGCCAUUGAUUCCGUUGAUGCCAACUCUAAAGGUGGUAUCAUUGUUUAUUCUACAUGUUCUAUUGCAGUUGAUGAAAAUGAAGCUGUGGUAGAUUAUGCUUUAAGAAAAAGACCUAAUGUUAAAUUAGUUGAUACUACUUUACAAAUUGGUAAAGAAGGGUUCACAUCAUUUAGAGGUAAACAUUUUGAUCCUUCUAUCUCAUUAACUAGACGUUAUUAUCCUCAUACUUAUAAUGUUGAUGGGUUCUAUGUUGCCAAGUUCAAAAAGAUUGCACCAUCACCUCAUGAUAUUUCUAAAGCUGGAGCUAAAGAAAAGGAAAACUUUGCCAGACAAGAAGCUGAAGAAGAAGGAAUUAUCAAUGGUGAUUUUGCUGAUUUUAAUGAAGAUGAUGAUAAAGAUUUAAUUGAAAAAUCCAUAAAGAGAAACUUAAAGAGAAAGGGUAUAAAUCCUAAUACUAAAAGAUAA